Messenger RNA from Archocentrus centrarchus (flier cichlid), 1309 nucleotides. Its product is annotated as synaptonemal complex central element protein 1. The record is from RefSeq and is a predicted model, not a curated record. Gene Ontology annotation, biological process: synaptonemal complex assembly. Gene Ontology annotation, cellular component: synaptonemal complex. The transcript has 10 exons. Bases 92 to 712 code for a protein of 206 amino acids. Lineage: Eukaryota; Metazoa; Chordata; Actinopteri; Cichliformes; Cichlidae.
CACGCGCCUUGGCUCGUGCUGAGAGGAGGAGAUUAGCGCAGCAAGCAGUCUGUCAGGUAGCUCGGGAAAAGAGGGCCGUGCCAGGAUAAACAUGAGUAAUUUAGAAGGAUUCAACAUCGAGGACAUGGUUCAACCGCCUAGAGGAGGUGGAGAAAUGCAGGAGCCAAAGGUUGAACAGCUGAUGGGCAAACUCAGGAGACUCAAGCAGGGUAAAAGAGCCCUGGAAGAAGAAGUUGAAAAGCUGAAAUCAGUCAGUGACCUAUUGCAAAAGGAGCUGGAAAACUUACACACUGAAGCCUUCAAACUGGAGGCGAUCCACAAAGAAAAAGAAGAGGUGUGCAGUAAGCUGCAGUUUCAAUGUGAAGAGUCUGAGCAGGACACUGCCAGGCAGUUAUGGCUGAACAAGAAAAGCGAGGAGCUGUUGGAGCAGUAUAGAUAUGAAAUCCAGGAGCUCAAGCUAAAACACCGGAAGCAGCGGAUGAAAUUUGAAAACCAGCUUGAUCAGCUGAUAGAGCAACACAAGAAUCUACUCUAUGUCUUUACUCCAGAGAGACUGCCAGAUGAAUUAGAGGGUGCUCAGAAUACAAAGAGCCAGCUGUUGGCAGCUGAAAAACUAAAGCUGGCUCAGCUGCACAACCUCGACGAGGCGCUGGAAGAGAUGAAGAACCAGAAGCAGUCUGAGGCAGUAACUGCAGAGACUCAGGAGGAAUAAGCUUGUUACUCUGUUUUAAAGAUUCAGAUGUAAUGGUUCCAGUUAUACUUAGAUUAGUCAUCUGUUCUCAAACCUAAAUGCCAAAUAUUCAUCAGCCUGAAGGAUGCAGAAUCCUGUAAAGUGAUUCUGCACUGAGAGUUGGCUGCUGAGCUCUGUUUAGCCCUGCAUACCUGGAUAUUUCAUAUCAUUUCAUAGUUUUCAUAUCAGUAGUUUUGUCAGGCUUCAGCUUGUUUGUUGAAGGUUGAUGUAUGAAUCCUGGAUUAUCUGUUGUGGUGUGUUUCUUCCACACAGACGUACCAAUGAUUCUCAUCCAUUUGAUACUGUGUUCAGCAUAUAACUGUGAUAUUAUUUAUUGUGUUCAUAUAUUUAAAAACGGCAAAGCUUUUGUAAAAAAUUCUUGUAACAUUAUUUUCAUCUGUGUGAAAUCUUAGAAGUCUAUAAAUGAAAGUAGUACAACCAUUUACUGCAGUUUACAUGCAUACAUGCUGUGUGUAUAUAUGUCUGUAUAUGCACAGAGCCACAAUGACAUUCAGUUUUAAAGAGAUUUAUUGCAAGAGGUUUUUUUUUUUUUGCAGUAUUUCAAACACAUUGUAAUAC